Molecule: messenger RNA, 237 nt
Organism: Penicillium maclennaniae
Lineage: Eukaryota; Fungi; Ascomycota; Eurotiomycetes; Eurotiales; Aspergillaceae
Exons: 1
Coding region: 1-237 (78 amino acids)
Source: RefSeq, a predicted model, not a curated record
AUGCCUGGACUCUGGUUUGGAAACUUGAUUGCCGAUGCUUACUUGAAAAAUGCCGAGCUCAACACUAACUCCGGCAUUCUCAUUGUCGCCAAUUACUCUCAGAUCACUCAGGACUUUGACUAUUAUGCCGACUAUGAAGAUAACAAUGGUCUGAAGCCUGCAGAGGUAACCAUUGCAAUCAGCGAAUCUGAUUUGAAGGGUGACCUUGUUGCAUAUAACGGCAGCUACAUCGGCUAG